GCUGAUGCACUGCAGCUGAGUGCACGCGCGAGUAUUUACGCUCCGGGUCACCGUCGUCCCCCGCAUCAUCAUCAUCAUCAUCUUCAUCAUGCCUCCGCUCGAGAGGAGCCAGCAGCUGCACAGCAAACCGUUCAAGCAGAGGAAAAGCUUCGCCACCAGGAAGCAAGAAGUGGCCGGAGUCCGCUCCAAGUUCCCCAACAAGAUCCCGGUCAUCAUCGAGCGUUACGAGCGGGAGAAGUUUCUUCCUCCUCUGGACAAAACCAAGUUUCUUGUUCCACAUGAACUCACCAUGAGCCAGUUCGUCACCAUCAUCAGGAACCGCAUGGCGCUGCUCCCCACCCAGGCCUUCUACUUGCUAGUGAACAACAGCGGCCUUGCCAGCAUGACCCUCAGCAUGGCUCAGGUCUACAGGGACCACCAGGAUGACGACGGCUUCCUCUACAUGACGUACGCCUCUCAGGAGAUGUACGGUCAUCUUUAGCACAGGCAUAUCAAAUUUUGUAUGUAAAUAAAUGUUUUUGUGUAUUUUAAUAAAUAAAUAAAUCUUAUGUAUACAUCA
Messenger RNA from Syngnathoides biaculeatus (alligator pipefish), 559 nucleotides. RefSeq names its product microtubule-associated protein 1 light chain 3 gamma (gene map1lc3c). Gene Ontology annotation, biological process: autophagy of mitochondrion; cellular response to nitrogen starvation; macroautophagy. Bases 89 to 481 code for a protein of 130 amino acids. NCBI's taxonomy places the organism in Eukaryota, Metazoa, Chordata, Actinopteri, Syngnathiformes, Syngnathidae. Gene Ontology annotation, molecular function: ubiquitin protein ligase binding. The record is from RefSeq and is a predicted model, not a curated record. The transcript is spliced from 4 exons. Gene Ontology annotation, cellular component: autophagosome membrane; cytosol; autophagosome.